This is a messenger RNA of Oncorhynchus gorbuscha (pink salmon), 2224 nucleotides long. RefSeq names its product nuclear RNA export factor 1-like. NCBI's taxonomy places the organism in Eukaryota, Metazoa, Chordata, Actinopteri, Salmoniformes, Salmonidae. Bases 188 to 2089 code for a protein of 633 amino acids. The transcript has 21 exons. Gene Ontology annotation, molecular function: RNA binding; protein binding. Gene Ontology annotation, biological process: poly(A)+ mRNA export from nucleus. Gene Ontology annotation, cellular component: cytoplasm; nucleus. The record is from RefSeq and is a predicted model, not a curated record.
GAGCAAAGCGAGUUCGAAACCAUUGCACAUGCUCAGACGGCGGGGUCGUAAAGCUACAUCGCAUGUUACGAACAAAGCGAAUGUCUUUGCUAACUAUUCACGGACUAUAAACGCACAUUUGCUUUACAUAUAUAUAACUAACAAUACCCACUAUUAUUGGAGUUAAGUGGGUGUUCGGUUCCUGACUAUGUCAACAGCCGACGAUUCACGUUACUACAACGAUCACGAUGACCGAGUUGGAGGACAAAAGGUUCGCAACCGUAAAGGCAGAGGGCCUUUCAGGGCCCCUAUGUAUAGUGACCAGGGGCCAGUAGGGCCAAGACCAAGACAUCGUGGUAGCCAAAGAGGCGGCGGCGGCGGCCCGGGACCCAGAGCGAGAUUCGACGAUGAGGAUGGAGAUGUGGCAAUGGCGGACAGCAACUCCCAAGAUGGAUCCUCCCAACACAGAUUUAACCCUUAUGGAAGGCCAAAUCGGCGUGGUGACGACCGAUUUGACCGGGGCCGCAGAGGUGGUGGAGGAGGUCACAGGGGUCGUGGGAAUAACAAAGGAGGGGAUGGAGGUGGAGGUGGCCGCAAGAACUGGUUCAAGAUGUCUGUCCCCUAUGGAAAGAAAUACGACAAAGACUGGCUGAUAACAGCACUGCAGAAUAUCUGCUCCAUGCCCUUCACCCCAGUACAUUACCACGUAGAGGGAAACCGAGCAGAGUUCUUUAUUGAUGAUUCCACGACUGCGAAUGCCUUGUUUAAGGUAUCACGGAAGAUCACAGACAAAGAGGGCUACAAGGUGACUGUACUGAUGAAUCCCUGUCCUCCACCCUCCUUUCUUCAGUCUGAACUAAAGCCAGCUGAUCUGGAGCACCUGAAGCAAUGCAUGGCUAAACGUUUUGAUCGCCCUCAACAAGCGCUGGACUUGAACAACAUCCGGAUAGACCCAGACCUGGUGUCCCAGAACAUUGAUGUGACUUUGAACAGAAAGAACUCCAUGCGUGCUGUUAUUAAGAUAAUUGAGGAGAAUAUUCCAGAGCUUGUUUGUCUGAACCUUAGCAACAACAAGCUAUUUAGGCUGGAUGACCUGUCAGAGCUGGUCAACAAGGUUCCCAACCUGAAGACACUCAACCUUUCUCAUAACGAGUUAAAGACAGAGCGCGAGCUGGACAGGAUCAAGGGUCUUAAGCUGGUGGAGUUAUGGCUGGAGAGGAACCCCCUUUGUGACUAUUUCAAGGACCAGGCUUCAUACAUCAGCGAGGUGAGAGAGAGGUUCCCCAGGCUUCUCAAACUGGACGGUCAGGAUCUCCCCCCGCCCAUAGUCUUUGAUGUGGAGGUGACUCCUGCCGCCCUUCCACCUUGCAAGCCCAGCUACUUCUGCUCUGAAGAGAUCAAGACUCCCAUCGUUGGCUUCCUACAACAAUACUACAGUGUGUAUGACUCCGGAGACAGACAGCCUUUGUUAGAUGCCUACCACGAUGGAGCAACCUUCUCCUUGAGCAUGCCCUUCACCAUGCAGAACCCCUCAAGGUGCAGUCUUGGAGAUUACCAUAAAGACAGUCGCAACCUGAAAAAGCUCAAGGAUCCCACCACACGAUUCCGCUUACUGAAGCACACUCGUCUGAAUGUGGUGGCUUUCCUGAGCGAACUGCCCAAAACGCAGCAUGACACUGCAUCUCUAAUUGUGGACGUCAACACCUUCACCAACACAUUACUGUCGUUCACGGUCACUGGAGUGUUCAAAGAAGUUGAAGGUAAAUCCCGCGACUCUGUGAGAGCUUUCUGUCGGGUGUUUGUCACAGUGCCAGCUGGAGGGACAAGUCUUUGCAUAGUGAAUGACGAGCUGUUUGUGCGCAAUGCUACGACUGAGGAGAUCCGCCGGGCCUUUGUGGCACCUGCCCCCACCCCAUCCAGCAGUCCUGUCCCCACCCUCUCAGCCCCCCAGCAAGAGAUGCUCUCUGCCUUCUCACUCAAGUCCGGCAUGAAUCUUGAAUGGUCCCAGAAGUGCCUACAGGACAAUGAGUGGGAUUUCAACCGAGCAGGGCAGGUCUUCACAGACCUCAAGGCUCAUGGAAAGAUCCCAGAUGUCGCUUUCAUAAAGUGAACAGGAAUGGCUGUGAAGCUUUUUAAUUAUUGUCAUUGGUCUUAUUUCUGUUGAUUCUUAUGCAGUUAUCCUCCUGGAUUACAAGAGAACAUACUUCAUUAUUUGUAUAAUUAAACAUGAUUUAACGUGUUCAAA